GCGGCUGAGUAUUACUUCGAAAAUAAUGAGAUUCUAGUAAUACUGCCUUUAAAAUGAGGCAAUUGAAAUUAUUGAAAGACCAAACAGGUGUAAACAGGAACGGUGUAUGACAACAUUAAUAUAUCAGCUUAUUUAAAAGCGAAUAAGAAACUCAACAUAAAUACAUUGAUUAAAAUAAAUAUAUAAACAUAUAUUCAUUUACUCGUUUAUGUAAAGAGACAUUAUUAUUAUAGUCACACUUGGUGCUGUUUCAAGCAGAUCUUAUUAACAUUACGCUAAAAAAAUGCAAUUAUUUCAAAUACUUACUGCCAACAAGAUUCAACCACAUCGAAAUGAAACGAAGUAAUAAAUGUCGUGACAAUUAGAAAAAUAGAUGGUUAUGAACGAACGUCAUUCAAUAUAGAUCAUCCUGUUAAUUAUUUUAUGAAAUGCGAAUUCAAGAAAUUUUAAACUUCAAGUAUGUUUUUUUGCUACUUAUGUUAUUUGAAUAUAUUACUCAAGGUUUCGGCUUAGAAGUAAUUUAUGCAAUUAAUGCUGGUGGCGAGACAUUCACCGAUAGUUUUGGGAUCAAAUAUAUGCGGGAUCCGUUGAUGGGAAAAGUUGGAACUGCUUCAGACUAUGGAAAACAAUUAAUUAUUGGCCGCAUAAGUCCUGCAGAUCAAACUUUGUAUCAAACCGAGCGAUAUCAUCAUUCUACUUUUGGCUACGAUAUUCCUAUUAAUGAAGAUGGCAAAUAUGUAAUGAUACUAAAAUUUUGUGAAGUCUAUUUUAACUCACCAAAUAUGAAAGUAUUUGAUGUUGUACUAAAUGGCGAUCACACUGUUGUUACUGAUUUAGAUAUUUUUGAAAAAGUUGGAAGAGGUGUUGCUUAUAAUGAGUACAUUCCUUUUACAAUUCAAAAAGGCAAAUUGAUAUAUAAUGAUGAGGAAUGUGAUAUUCUUGGUGGAAAAAUUCGGGUUGAAUUUAUUAAGGGUUAUCGAGAUAAUCCUAAGAUAAAUGCUAUAGCUGUAAUCAAAGGUGUUUUGGAUGAUGUUCCAAAAUUAGGCCCAAUACCUCCUGAACCUGAAGAAUACCAUGGCGUACAAGAAGGUGAAGAAGAAUCACCUAUAAAAGCUAGGCAUCCAAGUGGUCCACGCACGCCGGAUCCAUAUUCUAUUGAUGAUUCUUCAAUUAUGCUACCUGUCUUCGUUGCUAUUGGAGCAUUUAUUCCUCUUUUAUUUUGUUUAUGUAAACUUUAAGUAUUGUGUAAUUAAUAUGUUAGAAAAAAUGAGGCUAUAGUAAAGAAAAAGUUUACAUGCUUAGUUAUGGAACGUUUUCAUCACAAUUUUAUUCACAUGCAAUUUUUGAAGACGUAUUAUAAAAAUAUUAUUUUUUAUAUCUAUAAAUGCUUUGAGUAGAAGGUGAAAUGGUAGAGGCAGUAUAUAGAAAUCAUUUGAGUCAUGGUUGAAAAAACAAAAUAAUGUACUUAAAUUAUUCAAUUUA
This is a messenger RNA of Cotesia glomerata, 1482 nucleotides long. RefSeq names its product malectin-B. The record is from RefSeq and is a predicted model, not a curated record. Lineage: Eukaryota; Metazoa; Arthropoda; Insecta; Hymenoptera; Braconidae. The transcript has 6 exons. Gene Ontology annotation, cellular component: membrane. Bases 429 to 1238 code for a protein of 269 amino acids. Gene Ontology annotation, molecular function: carbohydrate binding.